UCAGUAUAGUUGUGAAGCUCUUUGUGAGUGAUGUGUGUUUGAAAAUAAACGACAUCUCGAAUAGCAUUAGAUUGCUUCUUUCAAUUAAUGCAAUUUAAUAAACAAUUAUUGUCUUAUCGAAGUGUAGUGUUUUUAGAUAAUGCGAUUCUUCGUGGCAAUUGGCUAGCUACUUCUUUCAGACAUCAAAGUUACAUAAGUCGACUAAAUUAACGAUAUAACGAGUAUUAAACGGUGUAUAGAAACGGUGACGAUCAAAUCAACAUGCUACUACUGUCGAUUUUUCUCGCGAUCCUAACUUGUGACCAAGUUGUUGACGGUUACCGGAUCCUCGGAAUGUUUCCAUUACACGGUAAAAGUCAUUGGAUCAUGCAAGAGGAAUUAAUGAAAGCCUUAGCGAAACGCGGUCAUCAGGUUGACGUGGUUACACAUUUCCCGCUGAAGAAGCCGAUACUUAAUUAUACAAGUAUCAGUUUGGCGGGUAGUAUGCCGCAAGUUGUAAACAAUCUCACCGCAACGGAAGUCAAAUCAUUUAGUGCCACAUCUAUGACAUCAUUAACAUAUAUGUGCGGAACGCAGAUUUGUCAGUUGAUGGAUCACCCAAAGAUACAAGAACUGAUCAAGAACCCGCCGCAGGAUCCUCCUUACGACCUCAUUAUUAUGGAGUUGUUCGUGGCACCGUGCUACCUGGCCUUUGGUCGUCAUCUCAAUGUUCCCAUAGUCGCUACGGUGGCUAGCGUUUUUCACGAUUGGCUCAGCGAGGUGUCUGGCAAUCCACUUAAUCUCGCUUACAUCCCAGGUUUAUUCACGACAUACACCCAACGCAUGAAUUUCACGCAACGAUUGACAAACGUACUUUUAACACACUACAUCUCAGAGCAAAUACACUCUCAGACGAAUUCCCAAUUGGAAUUCGUGAAAAAGCAUUUUGGUAUAGAUGUGCCGCAUAUCAAGGAUUUGUAUCGCGACGUAGCUUUGUAUCUUGUCAAUACUCAUCACUCGUUACACGGAAUUAGGCCAAUGACCACUAAUGUGAUCGAAAUCGGCGGUUUGCACAUCAACAACGACGAGACGUUGCCGCCGGAAGUGCAAAAAUGGUUGGACGAAAGCAAAGAUGGCUGUAUUUACUUUACGCUCGGUUCCAUGGCAAGAUUUGAGACUUUCUCUAAGGAAGUGAUAGAACAAUUUUACGCAUCUUUCAAAAAGAUCGCGCCAGUUCGCGUGUUGAUGAAGGUCGCGAAAAAAGAAGAUUUGUUGCCAGGAUUACCGAAGAAUGUCAUGACGCAAUCUUGGUUUCCUCAAGUUCCCGUUCUAAAACAUAAACACAUACGUGGUUUCAUUACGCACGGCGGCGGCUUAGGAACACAAGAAUCGAUAUAUUGUGGAGUUCCUAUGAUAGGUAUUCCUCUUUUCGGUGAUCAACACAUCAAUAUUCAAAAUUACGUCAACAAGAAGGUGGCUGUCGCCUUUGAAUCAAUAUAUGAUGUUACCGAGGAGAAAUUAACUUCGGCAUUGAAUAAAAUCUUGAAGGAUCCCUCUUAUUACGAGAAUGCACAGAGAUUGUCAAAGCUAUUCAAUGAUCGACCGAUGGACGCCUUGAACACGUCCAUAUUUUGGGUAGAGUACAUCGCAAAGUACGGAAACGUGCUUCAAUCACCGGCCAUUGAUCUCUAUUGGUGGCAACUGAAUCUACUGGACGUUUAUGCCUUUAUCGUGGCCGUGAUUAUUGUAGCACUUUUUAUCGUGCUGUUUGUUCUACGAAAAUUGAAGAAUCUUUUAUUUGGAUCGCCCGCAAGGAAGGACAGCGCAGCGAUUAAAUUCAAGAAGAACAAGUGAAGAAGCAUUGUCACACGAA
Messenger RNA from Camponotus floridanus (Florida carpenter ant), 1852 nucleotides. RefSeq names its product UDP-glucuronosyltransferase 1-9. Lineage: Eukaryota; Metazoa; Arthropoda; Insecta; Hymenoptera; Formicidae. The coding region runs from base 262 to 1833 and encodes 523 amino acids. The transcript is spliced from 6 exons. The record is from RefSeq and is a predicted model, not a curated record. Gene Ontology annotation, molecular function: UDP-glycosyltransferase activity.